This is a messenger RNA of Blepharisma stoltei, 1440 nucleotides long. The record is from the annotation of a GenBank genome assembly. NCBI's taxonomy places the organism in Eukaryota, Ciliophora, Heterotrichea, Heterotrichida, Blepharismidae.
AUGGGUGCUUGCCAUUCAAAAAAAUCUAAAGAUAAGGUAGUUCGCAGCCAAACCAAAAGAUUCAGUGUCACAGGAAAAGACUUUAGCGAUAUGAUUAAAGGUAAAGUAAUUGAAGACUAUGUAAUCAUCAAAAGAUUAGGGACUGGAGGAUAUGGAGAAGUCCGCUUAAUUAAUUAAAUGGUUAAUCUGGCCAUAAGCGGGCAACCCCUAGUCUUUGCCUCGUCUUGGCUCAAAAGAGUAGCCUCCAUAGACCUCGGAGUUCAAAUGAGGAAAUGGAAGAUAACCAUCUUGAAUUUCAAACCUGAAAUACUUGUCCAGAGAAAUUAGCUCCUCAGUGCAGAGCCUCCACCUGAAAAAUGUCCCGCUGGUACCUAAAAGGAAGGACCAUGUGGUAGGUAAAACCUGUCUGGCCCACUUAACAGGGACAAAAAAACUUGGGGAGAAUCAAAACUUCCCGAUUCGCAAAAGCCCUCCUCAAGCCUGAAAGCCUACUUCAAAAAGCACCAAGGCCUUGCUUUCAGCUUCAUCAGGAUGUGCUCUCCUUGCUCUACAGGGAAUGCCCCUCGGAGUCCAAUUUCCAUCAUAUCAUCAUCUUACUUCCAAAGUCCGCUUAGGAAGGCAUAAAACAACAGAUGAGCAAAUGGCAGUGAAAACUAUAAAUCUUAGCACAGUGACGGAAUCACAAAUAGACCGCAUUCUUGAAGAAGUGAAGAUCUUGAGAUUAUUAUCGCACCCUAAUAUCAUAGAAGUUUUUGAUGUUUACAUAGAUUCAAAAAGUCUUACUACCACAAAUUUAAAAACAUAUUUUUUUAUUUUUUUCCACAAAAAUAGUUUAAUUUUAUAAAAAAUCGAGUUAGUAUUGUGACCGAAUAUUGCCGAGGUGGAGACUUAAUCGACAAAAUCAACGCAAAUAAUGGAAUUCAAGAAAACGACGCUGUCGUCUACAUGAAGCAAAUCGUCUCAGCAGUUAAAUAUUGCCAUUCAAAAGGAAUAGUCCACAGAGACCUAAAACCAGAAAAUAUCCUAAUAACAAAGGACCCUAUAAUAAAAGUGAUCGACUUUGGCAACGCUGUGCACUUCACAAAAGGCGAAGUCAUGCAGAAAUGUGUAGGAACUCCUGCGUAUAUGGCACCUGAGCUAAUCAAAGGGAAAUAUGACGAAAAAUGUGACGUAUGAAGCCUCGGAAUUACGCUCUAUGCCAUGCUCUCAGGGAGCCCUCCAUUCGUGCUGAGCAACGAGCAAGAAAUUUAUAAUCGAAUAAAAAAUAAUCAAAUUAACAUGACUGAAGGCUGCUGGGCUUCUGUAAGUGAAGACGCCAAAGACUGCGUCAGGAAAAUGCUGACCAAAAAUCCAAUUAAUCGGCCUACUAUAGAUGAAAUCUACCAGCACAAGUGGCUGGAAAGCUGCGAUGAAAGUAAGAUUUCUAAUACAAAAAACUAA